This is a messenger RNA of Felis catus (domestic cat), 5968 nucleotides long. RefSeq names its product citramalyl-CoA lyase (gene CLYBL). Gene Ontology annotation, biological process: regulation of cobalamin catabolic process. The record is from RefSeq and is a predicted model, not a curated record. Gene Ontology annotation, molecular function: (S)-citramalyl-CoA lyase activity. Bases 16 to 1041 code for a protein of 341 amino acids. Lineage: Eukaryota; Metazoa; Chordata; Mammalia; Carnivora; Felidae. The transcript has 9 exons.
AAGUGAGUGCUGGCAAUGUGUGCUUUCACUGAGGCUGCAGCGGGGGAGUUGCAGAUUGGCCCCCGGACGGUCAGGAUCAGGAAACCACUUCUGGCAGCUGAUGUGCCCAGGGUUGGAUACAGUUCCUCCUCCAAUCACAAGUACAUUCCCCGGAGAGCAGUGCUCUAUGUACCUGGAAAUGAUGAAAAGAAAAUAAAGAAGAUUCCCUCCUUGAAUGUAGAUUGUGCGGUGCUCGACUGUGAGGAUGGUGUUGCUAUGAACAAAAAGAAUGAAGCUCGAUCGAGAAUAGUAAAAACUCUUGAAGACUUUGAUCUGGGCCCAACUGAAAAGUGUGUGAGGGUCAACUCGGUGUCCAGCGGUCUGGCCGAAGAAGACCUGGAGAUUCUCCUGCAAUCCCGGGUCCUUCCUUCUAGCCUGAUGCUGCCAAAGGUCGAAGGUCCUGAAGAAAUCCAGUGGUUUUCAGACAAAUUUUCAUUCUACUUAAAAGGCCGAAAACUUGAACAACCUAUGAAUUUAAUCCCUUUUGUGGAAACUGCAAUGGGUUUGCUCAAUUUUAAGACCGUGUGUGAAGAAGCACUAAAGACCGGACCUCAAGUGGGUCUUUUUCUAGAUGCUGUUGUUUUUGGAGGAGAAGACUUUCGAGCCAGCAUAGGUGCAACAAGUGGUAAAGAAGCCCAAGAUAUUCUGUACGCCCGACAAAAGAUUAUUGUUAUAGCGAAGGCCUUCGGUCUGCAGGCCAUAGAUCUGGUGUACAUCGACUUUCGAGACGGAGAGGGGCUCCUCAGGCAGUCCAGGGAAGGAGCCGCAAUGGGGUUUACCGGUAAGCAGGUGAUACACCCUAACCAAAUUGCCGUGGUUCAGGAACAGUUUUCUCCUUCCCCUGAAAAGAUUAAGUGGGCUGAAGAACUGAUCGCUGCCUUUAAAGAACAUCAACAAUUAGGAAAGGGAGCCUUUACUUUCCAAGGGAGUAUGAUCGACAUGCCAUUACUGAAGCAAGCCCAGAACAUUGUUACGCUUGCCACAUCCAUCAAGGAAAAAUGAUCUGUUAAAUGAAGCUCUCAUCAGGCAGCACGCUACAGGCCGGCCUUCAAAGAAAUACCAGAAGCCAAGUAUCCUGUCUGUCAUCACUUAAUAAUGCUUGAAGCUUUUCCUAUAACAAAAGGGGCAGAAACAACCCUACCUCGCAUCGUGGGAGCCCGAUAAUUCUUCCACCAGCUCUACCUACACCAGAAGAGCUUUCUCUUAACUGUAAGUAUUAGAUCUGACUAAUCGGGACGACCACUGCCUUUGGUAAGUAAAAUCGGAAUAAAGUGACUGUUUGCAACUUUACUUGGUCACACACGACAAUAAGGAGGGACUCGAUAGGUUGCAAUGAUAUGUAACUUCCUGUUGUUUUUGGUAAAAUAGACAAAUGUUCCCAUUUCAAGAAAGUCAACAUCAUUUUUGUACACAUUCUCUUGCGAGGUAGGAAUCAAACCACAGAGACAGAAGGGCUGUCUACUUGUUCGUUCCUGGCAUCCAGCAUGGUGCUUGCCCUUAAUACAUUUUUGUUGAGUGAAUCAAUGAAUCAGUUAAUGAAGUAGGAAACAAAGGAAAGAUGAUCUCCUCUCUAUUGUGUUAGAUGCUGGGGAUAUGAAGAUAUGUAACCCGGGUCCCUCCCCUGGGCAGCUCACCCUGGUGGUGGAGCCAGACCCACAAAUAGAGAAAGACUCAAACACGAUGUGACUGAUUCCUACAGUCAUCUUACUGAUUGUCCGUACUCAUGUCUUAGUUCCUCCUGAAGUUCCUCCUGUUUCAGGUGCUUAUGCUCAGUAACACAUAAUCCCUUACUUUACAACUUCCCAAUCUAGUCUGGAAAACCAGCAUGAAGCACAGAAAACACGAUACCACAUGGAAAGCAAAACAGAAAUAUGUACACUGCAGAGAGGCAACACCCUGUAAUUUAAUCACAUAGACUCUGGCAUUGGACUGCUUGAAUUCACAAAGCUGUGUGACCUUGGACAAGAUGCUUAGCCUCUCUGGGCUUUAAUCAUUCCAUUUGUAAAAUGAGGAUAAUACGGAGACCUAUCUUAUAGACCUUUGAUAAAGAAUAAUUGAGUUAAUAUCUGUAAAACACUUAGGAAAGUGCCACGCUCAUACUUUGUACCAUCAUAAACAUAUGCGAAAUAAAUCUUUCCUGUCUUCUUUGAAUUCGACUCUCAUUAAGAACUCUCUGACUUUCUCUGUGCAUGCCUGAAUAUUCUCCCCAGAUAAGAUGCAUGACCAAAUGCAACUCCAAAGCUAUGGGCUCAGGUUAAUAGGGAAGGAGAGGUGAGAUUCCUAUCUGUGUAUGGAAAAUAAUGAGCAUUUGACAGAAUGAAAAAAAUCCUCAAAGCCAGGGUACCUAAACCAGGAUUGCAAAUCCAUUCUAAACAACCACUACUCCCUCCUCCCUGGUCGAGGGAGGACAGACCUUGCUAAUCAACCUCAGUAUCCUUUCCCACUGAGUCUAGAUUCAGGCUCUACAUUAUUUUCCAAACAGGGCCCCAGGCAUUGACUACUAACCAGGGCCUAUUGUAUCUCUGGCCUAAAACUUAUCUUAAGGUUAGCCUCGGGGUUAGUUUCCCCCUGGGAACACAGGAGAGCCUUCCCUUCCAGGCACCCUGCUGCGGAGCCACAGUGGAACUGCCUGCUCCCAGGACUGAAGGCCAGCUCCUGAAAUGCCCUGCCAGACCCCACUCCUGAGAGAACACUAAUGGAGCUGGUCCUACUCUGCCCUCCCUUGUGUGUCCACAGCCCUCUGUGACCUCAGCUAAGCAAGUUACUUAACUUCUCUGAGUCUCAGAAUCUGAUUCUUCCUGGGAAAAUGGGAUCUCUCUCUCUCUCUCUGCUGGAGUAACAGAGCAGCCUCCCAGUAAAUGGCACAUGCCACAUUGCUAAGCCCAGCUCUGUCUUCCCACCAGCCCGUCACAGUGCCUUCAUGACUUCAUCCCCAGGUCCCAGCAUAAUAUAAAACAGGGCUGGGAUGCUCCUGUUGAGGCCACUGUUACCUCCCCCUCCCCCUAACACAAGACUGUCUGUGAACUCAAGGUCACAUAGGCUCCAACACUGGGGAAGAGGUGAAGACCAGUUUGGGGGAUGGACAGUGAAGGGAUUCCCCAAGGUGCAUGCAAGGACUCCAUCACAGACCCUAUUAGGAAACAAUGGAGGGGGCACUUUGCUCCCAUAAGCGGAGAGGUGUCUUCUCCUGGCGGGGACCAGGGGUGAGACCAGGUGGAUGACAUCCCACCUGUCCACCUUCUCCAGCUCCUCUUAAUGAGGGGCUGACUUACCUAAGACUUUCCAUUUCUGGAGCCACUCUCAUUACCUCCUUCCACUGGACCUUGGUAUGGAAGACUCAAUUACCGCUUCCUGUCCCUUCCUCAAAUGGGAGGGUUGUGCCCUGUAAAGCUUAGCCAUGGCCUUCUCCCUCUGCCUGCCUCACCCCUCCGCCUCCUCUCUCUGACUCUUUGCCUGCUCUUACCAAGUAUGUGAGUGAUAUCCCCCCACCCUCACAGAGAGGAGCAGGUCCUGCUGUCCUUCUAGAGAAAGCAGCCUGGCACCCUUUAGCCCCCGCUUCUGCUCAAGAACAGCAAAUUAGUCAAGGGCUGGCAUUUCUGGGUCAUCUGCGGGACAGCGUGUGACCUUCCUCUCCUCCCUGUGUCCACUACUUCCUGGGCCAGGCCUGCGAUUCAACUCCUCCAAAUCCAGGGCCCUGCAUGUAAAGGCCCUGUCAACAUUAUAGACUUCUCUUCUGAGAGUUUUACAAGUUAACUGGGAAAAUGAAAUGAGCCCGGGCGGAAAGUUGCCUUACAAGGGAGCAAAUCUGGGCAGAGAGCGGACCGGGCGGUAGCAGUCUCACAGAGUCCGCGUUGAACCAUCAGCCAAUUUAAUGUCUGCAUUAAAAACGGAUUUGUGUGGAAUGUAGUGCUUCUUUUAAUUGCUCCAAAUAAAUAUCCUGGGUAAUUUUAAGAAAGACUGCCGCAGUAGCUUCCUGAGCAGCAGCACGAGCCAUAUAUUACCAGCAAGUGCUUUGGGGCAUUGUUUGCUGAGAAAGGCGUUACAUAAAUUGAAACUCCUUUUGCUCAGAGCCAGUCCCGAAAGUUCAUGCAGUGAGAAACAUUUCUCACCGUGCACAAACUGUGAAUUGUAUAUAAAAUUAAAUUUUCUGAUUAAAAUCUGCAUUGUUGGACCUCCCGCUGACUGCCACCAUUUUGCUGAAAUAAGAUACUAUUUGUGGUAAUGGCAGCGCGGGAAACCUGUUAUCAUUGAUUGUAAACUGGCCUCACUCCUACGGCUUAAAAAAUCUGGAGAGCUUUAUUGUGCAAACAUUGCAUUUUCCGUACAAAUAUUACCGAGCAAAGCUUUACCACCGAUUCAUCAGCUGGGGUGCACGCAGAUUACAAUCCGACCCAUCAGCCCUAAAUCUGCUGCACACCCAAGGCUGCAGGUAGGGUUCUGCGAGGUGCAGGAUGCUGGCAGGAAAACGAGACAAGCAUACACAACCAUCUGCUGUUUUUUAAUUUAAAAAAUAUUUUGCUUCACAAGGGCAUUAUUACUUGAGAGACUAAGGAAGAUAAAAGGAAAAGCUGAGGCCUCAGAAGAGUUCAGAUUCAACAGCCUGCCCCACCCCCAACCCGUGCCCCAGGGAGCCGCCUAGCACCGCCCCAUCCCCUCUCCCCAGACUGCCAACCUCCAAGCCCCCCCACCCCUGGGUCUGAGAAUCAGCCUUAGGAAAGUCAGCUACGACUCCUCCCAGCAAUGUUGACGGAAGACUCAAAGCUAACAACUCCGUCUGACAAAUGCAGAAUCUGAAACCAAAACAAUGGAGAUAAUUUUUUUUCCUAAGAAAAUCUGUGUUCAGAAUUAGAACCCCAAAGGCUGCCUUUCCAUCUUACAUUUUCCCCCAGCUUUCGCUUUACAAGUGAACGCUCGCUCUCCAAAAGUCAACAUCAGCCAGGCACACAUAAAUAUUUUUUACUGCCUCUUAACCAUUAGAAUAGAUUGUCCCUCUCUUUCAUGCGUAAAUCACUUUGUUGCUUGGGUGAUACAAAAUCGCUCUGACUUACAAAGAAAGAUGGGGAGGGUGGGGGUGGGGGUGGAGAAAGGUUUCACAAAAUGAUUGCUCCAUAGCGGCCUAUCUCCUAUUUUGACAAAUAAAAUGAGCCCAAACAAACCAACUUCUUAAGGAACAACCUAGUCUGAAUGUAAUAAAGCAUCUUUUUCUAGAAGAGCGCACUAAGGUUACAGGCAAAGCCAGUGCUGGACGAAUAAACUAAGCCACGAUGUGCUCUGAGGGAGCAAAUGCGAGGCAAGUGGUUUGAGGUGGAUGGGUGCUCAAAGACCUGAAGUUCAAAAGCACAUAAUUCCUGGAAGGCACCUGUGUAAAGUGGGUAGGAUCACACACACACACACACACACACACACACACACACACACACACACCACACCACACCACAUCACAUCACAUCACAUCACAUCACAGUGUCCUUUUGCACUUUCUUUGCCCUAAAAGCCAAUCCCAGGUAUUCAUAUGCAUUAACUAAGCAUUCUCACCUGUGGGAAAGAUAUGUGGGGGUAGAAACAGGAAGUUCCCAGUGGGGUACCCGGCUCAAUCCCCUGUGUAUUGCCUUGCCUAUAGAAUUUGGGGAAAUCACUAUGCCGAUUUGUGUUUCAAUUGCAUAAUGACUAAAUAAAAUAAUUUACACAUUUAUGAAUUAGCUAUUUUUGAAAAUUAUUCCACUGGUUUUCUUUUCUAGAUUUCUCUUGUGAUUUCCAGUCUUUCAUAGUUUCUAAAACUCUUAACUAGCCUGAACCUGAGUUUCUUACUUGGAUGUAGCUGGGGAGAGGGGGCGUAAGUAAUCUGUUUUCCCUUUUUCUAUUAUUACCACCCAUACACGUGCCUUCUGUUUGAAAACCAAUAAUAAAAUCAGUCGCAAUAUUACAUUCA